Lytechinus pictus (painted urchin) is the source of this 4677-nucleotide messenger RNA. RefSeq names its product ankyrin-3-like. NCBI's taxonomy places the organism in Eukaryota, Metazoa, Echinodermata, Echinoidea, Temnopleuroida, Toxopneustidae. Bases 112 to 3603 code for a protein of 1163 amino acids. The transcript is spliced from 16 exons. Gene Ontology annotation, cellular component: nucleus; cytoplasm. The record is from RefSeq and is a predicted model, not a curated record. Gene Ontology annotation, molecular function: protein binding.
AAUGCACCUGUUUCAUGCUGAUAAUUGAUUGCGAUUGUGUAGUUACCGGGUACUUCUGGGAAAGUUUGGGAAACCUUUUAUUUUCCUUCAUGUAUUCGGAAGAAGAUCAUCAUGCCUGGUAAAGUUAAUAGUCAGGAUAUAUAUCACCUUGCCCAUGCAGGAUAUGCGCAAAAAUUGAACGAAUAUUUGUCGAAAAAUGCGAAUAAAUCAAACAUCAACGAGUUCUCCAAGGACGGAGCUACACCUUUGAUUUUGAGCGUACAGGGGUCUCGAGUUGACCCCGCAGCUCCGGGGACGAGCCACGUCGAGUGCUGUGAACUCCUUCUCAGCCAUGGGGCUAAUCCAAAUUUAUCGGAUAAAUUGGGAAGAACUGCCCUUCACUGGGCGGUCUUCUACAAGAAACCAGAGUUUGUCAAAGUUUUAUUGAAAGAGGAAUGUGACAUCACUAAAGAAGACAAGAAGGGACAGAAUGUGAUGCAAUUUGCAAUAAGAAUGAAUGCUGCCAAAUGUUUGCAACUUAUUUGUGAGACCAUGACCGAUGAAAAGAUUUUGUCCAAGCCAAGUACAUCUGUUGGUACCCCUCUCAUCCAAGCAACCAAACUAGGCCAUCAAGAAUGUUGUCAGAUCCUUCUCCAAUCUGGAGCUAAUAUAGAUAUCCAGGACCAGGCCUAUUUUGAUAAGACAGCUCUUCUUAUUGCUACUGAACUCAACAAUCCAGAUAUUGUGGAGAUGCUCAUCAAAUAUGAUGCCAAUAUCCAAGCUGAAGAUGCCCAAGGCAACACCUGCUUGCACCUGUCCUGUACCCUUACCAGUCCAAAAUGUCUGGAGCUAGUCCUGCAGGGGUGUAAAAAGGCUCCUGACCUGGUAGGAAAGAGGAACAAGGCAGGACUGACACCACUCAUGGUAGCAUGCCAGCAGGGUCUAGAGAAACAUAUAGAACUUCUUCUUAAAUAUGAAUCACCUGCUAGCAUCCAGGAUGAGCAAGGUAAAACUGCUCUCCAUUACGUUACCGGGAAAGGACUAAAAUCAUCUGCAGAGCUCCUUGUAGCCACAGACUCUGGUCUACCAUGGACUCAAGAUGCAGAAGGACGUACACCGCUUCAUCUGGCAGUCAUUGAGGGCAAGAAGGACCUUGUUGAAUUCUUGAUUGAGAAGAGUGGUGUAAAUGCACAGGAUAACCAAGGACAUACUCCCAUUCAUUGGGCUGUUGUUUGUGGUGUCCAUGACCUGAUUGAAACCCUGGUUGAUCAUGGAGGUGAUCCGUCCCUGAUUGAUGACCACGGUGCUAGCCCCUUACACUAUGCUGCACAAAUGUGUGGGGAUCCAGCUGUGUCAGAAAUUGGUAUUUUAUGCCUGAAGGCUUUAAUCAAGCGAGGAGCCAAGGUAAAUGCCAUAGAUAAUGGACAUAAGACACCUCUUCUGUGGGCAUCAAGUGCAGGAAGCAGUGAGGCUUGUAAGUUGCUCAAGGAAGCAGGAGCUGAUGCUACAUUAGCUGAUCUUGAUGGACUUACAGCUCUUCAUUGUGCAGUGACAUGUGACCAUCCAUCCUGUGUAGAGACACUCCUGAAGGAAUGUGAUGCUGCCGUAGACGUACCAGAUAAAAAUGGUUGUACACCUCUCUUUUAUGCUGCUUCCAUGGAACAACUAGGGAAUGUCCAAACGUUACUGGAGAGUGGAGCUUCUCCCAACCACACUGAUAAUAAGGGAAAGAGCCCAAUGCAUUGUGCUGCUGGAGCAGCCUCCCUGGAUGCUCUACGGCUCCUACAGGAGCAUGAUGGCUCCAUGAACCAAGCUGGAUCUGAAGGAGAGACUCCUUUUCAUGAGGCCCUUCAGAAGGGAGAUCUGGACAUUAUAAAGUUCAUGAUUGAGAAUGGUUGUAAGCCAGGGAGUCCUGAUAAGAAUGGCCGUACACCACUCCACAUAGCAGCAGUGAAUGCCAAUGUAGACUUAUGUAGAUACCUGGUGGAUCUCAAAGCAAACAUUGAUGCUUUCUACAAGAGUGAUAAUGGCUUACAGAUGACUCCCCUAGACUGUGCCUGGGAUAGUGGUGCAGUGUCCUGUAUGGACUAUCUCGCUUCCAUCGGAGCAAAGAGAGGGAGAGAGCUUGAUCACAAAAAGACCAUUAACCCAACCAAUAACUUAUUGAAUCCUCCACAUCCUAGCUAUACAACCAAACAGGAUAAGUCCAAUGUUAGUGGACCAAAGACUGUGAAUAGAACUACCAGUAGAGAUGAGAAACAAGACAAAGAGGGUACUAAAGACCAGAAAGAAGAUGAUGUUAGGACAUCUCCGAGGAAUGAAGCAUCCAUUAUUGAGAAGAGUCCUUACAUGAAAGCUCCACAUUCUAGUUAUGAUCAUGCAGAGAGGAGGAAUGAAGAAGAACAAAGAGAAGCAGAAGAGAGGAAGAGGUUGAGGUCAGCAUCUGUUGAAAAGAAAAUGGCUGAUUGGGAGAGUUACAUCAAAGAACAUGUCAACUUUUUGGAUGACUUGUUAGAAGUGGAACACGAGAGGCUUGAAUCAAUUCAAUCUCAUGCCAUCGAAGAGAAGGAAUCUCUUGUGAAGAAACUUGAAGAAAUAAGAGAAGAAAUGGAAAAGAGAGUAGAGAAGAAAAACUCAGAAGCUGAGAAACUUAGGGAAGAGAAAAGAAAACAGGCUGCAGAGGAGAAGAGACUGAUGGAUGAACGAUGGAAGAAGAUACAACAACAUUAUUUAAACAUUGAUAGCAAAGUAAGUGAUCAGAUAACGAUUCAUCGCCAAGCAACUCAGACCUUGGACACCAAGAUGACCAAGUUUGAGAAAAAGAGAAUCAGGAGAGAGAAGACUGACAUGGAAGUAUCAUCUAGAAAGUCACCUUCAAGGAAUUCUAACAGUGAUGACCCUGAAAGGAUUCAGAAGCAUGCGGACUGGUUAAAGCGAAAGAAUAAGGAGUACUUGGAGAAGAAAAAUGCAGUGAAAGUACAAGCACAUGUGAAAGUUGACAGUGCUGUUCUCAAUGCUCAUCUUAAAAGAACAUCUACUCCCAAGUGUCCGAAGUCUCCAGUGCCAUCACGAGUAGAUCAUUCUCAUAGAAGAAGGUCACCUUCACCACCUCAUGAUCGCAUACAGUACCAGCGUCAAGAACUUGAGAAGCAGAGAAGACAACUGGAGGAGCAGCACCAAUUCAGCAAGCACAGACCAGGAACUGUUGCUGGUAGAACUUCAAGCAGGAGUACAUCAUCUCCAUCACCAUCCAAACAUUCAUCAUCAUCACCUCAUCCUCCUACCAGCUCUUAUAAGGGACCUAGGAAGCUGGAUGGAGGGCGUACACAAUCUGCUGGAGAGGUUACUGAAGGCAGAAAGCCUUCUGGUCCUGAUGCAAUAGGUCCAACAAGUCAUAAACUAGCCCAACUCAGACGUAGCCAUGGAAACAACCUUAACAGAAAGCUAUGGCCGAAGUCGUGGGAACUUCAAGAUAAAGUGAGCAGGUCAAGUGAUGAGGGAGAAGAGAUAUUUGAUCUUAAGCAACACUUUUCACCAAGAUGGAAUGGACAGCUGAGACCUAGACAUGUCCUACAAUUCAGAUCAGUAGGUGCCUCAAGACAAGAAGGACAGGCAGAAGCAUGAUCAACCGAAACAAAUUGAGUAACACUGUCAAAAUCAAACAGUGGAAGCGUUCCUGGCUAUUCGCUUGUAGUUAUCGUUGACGAAGCUGUAUACACUUGGCAUUAGACAUAAUUAUGUUUCAUUUGCAGGGAUGCCAGUUUUCAGGCCCUGGCAAUUUAUUUCAGGCCGUAGUUUUUGCAUUUUUGUGUACAAAAUGUUGUAUUCUAGGUGAUUUUCAUGCCCUCUGAUCAAUACCAACUGGCAUCCCUGCAUUUGGAAUAAGAGGUGCCAUGAAUGCCUGAUUGUGUAGACAUCAGCUCUGCUGGAGACUUCAUAGUGUCAUCAUCAUCAAAAACCCUGACAGAAACUGGACUCCUGUUUUUCAGCUUGUUUUAGGCAAUAAGUCACUUUAUUACUUAGGAUACUGUCAGAUGCAACGUUUAACACCCCUAAAAGAGGGUGGGUGUCAUAUAUUUAACACAUGUGCCUCACCAAGUGCCUUAUCGAUAGGCUAUUGGCAAUGGUCUUUGUACAGAAAUUACUGGAACUCAUCAGGUUAAUGUUCAAUGUUCUGACGAAGAGGUUGUUGCAGAUAAUUAGAUUCUUUUCAAUUGCUUUUGUGUUGUUAACUCAUCUUUUUUCUAUGUAUCCUUUGAUAAUAAAGUGAUGAGUAGUACAGUGUGCCAAAUUUAUCCUGCCCUUUGCUUCUUUCAUCUUGCCUAUUUUGAUACAAUCUUGGCUUUACAUGUACUUUAUCUAUCACUCAAUUCAUCUCCCUAUAGUAGUAAUUGCAUAUGAUCUUAUUUCAUUCAGUUUAUGGAAGUAAUAAAUUCAAUACUUUCUAGUUACAUAUUUAUUUAUUCAAGGGAUUUUCCUCAUGAAACUGAACAAGAUAUUCAUCUGCUGUUCAAUGUUUAUUUAUAAACAUGUAUCAAGGCUGAAACAUUUAAUCAGAGGUUGUUUCAUAAAGCAAUGACUGUAUUGCGAUCACGUUAGCAAGACUGAUAUACUUUGAACACACAUAUUUGAUGCAAAGUUUACUUACAACACUUUAAAUGUGUUUAUCAGUUAAGAAGUCACACUUUGUUGAAAUUC